AUGUUAUCUUAUCAUUUCAAUGUUCGCUUCGUUCCCAAUAUUGAUACCUGGUGCAAUUCUUCGGCAGCAGUAGAAACUAAAACAGAGGCCCUCCUAUUCCACGGUCCACGCCGAGGUCCAGCUCGAGGAGCGUCUAUCACCGUCCAGGGGACGGUGAUUAAGGUUCAGGCCCAGGUGAGGUAUCUAGGCCUCAUCCUGGACGGAAGAUGGAGCUUCGGGCAGCAUUUUGUCCAACUCAGCCCGAAGCUCAUCAACUCUGCUGCGGCCUUAGGUCGCUUUCGACCCAACGUAGGAGGGCCGGAAACACCUUGCCGGCGUUUAUACGCUGGCGUGGUGCGCUCUAUGGCAUUGUACGGUGCACCCAUUUGGGUGGACUCGCUCACCGCGCGUAACAAGGCUCUUCUGCGGAGAUCGCAGAGGGUCAUAGCGGUAAGAGCAAUACGGGGUUACCGUACGGUGUCGUGGACGGCGGCGACACUUCUUGCGAGCGAUCCGCCCUGGGAACUACAGGCGGAAGCGCUUGCGGAAGUGUACCGGUUCCGGGUGGAAGCAAGGUCAAGCGGCGAUUGUCCAGGACUGGUGGAGGUAAAGAAAGUCAGGGCUCUAGCCCAGCGAGCCUUGAUUAAAAGGUGGCAGGAGGACCUGGGGUCCCCCUCGGCAGGCCUGGUAUCUGCACCAGAUGGCGAGGCGAGAGAUGACACCCUCCUGCCACGAGUGCGGCGCGCCUUCGGACAGGGCCGCCACACCCUGAUUGAGUGUUUCGCAUGGGGGCCUCAGCGCCAUUCCCUGGCGGCCAUUGUAGGCGGAGACCUCUCGCUGCCGAGCGUGAUAAACGCUAUGAUCGACAGCGAGAGAUGCUGGAAGGAAAUGGUCUUGUUCUGUGAAAACGUGAUGACACAGAAGGAGGCCGCGGAGCGGGAGCGUGAAAACAGUACUGCCGACCCGCUUCGCCGAAGAACAAAUUUCAAAUAUAAACUACCAAUAUAUUUAAAUUAA
Molecule: messenger RNA, 996 nt
Organism: Vanessa tameamea
Lineage: Eukaryota; Metazoa; Arthropoda; Insecta; Lepidoptera; Nymphalidae
Exons: 2
Coding region: 1-996 (331 amino acids)
Source: RefSeq, a predicted model, not a curated record